Penicillium chermesinum is the source of this 333-nucleotide messenger RNA. RefSeq lists its product as uncharacterized. Lineage: Eukaryota; Fungi; Ascomycota; Eurotiomycetes; Eurotiales; Aspergillaceae. The record is from RefSeq and is a predicted model, not a curated record. The transcript has a single exon. The coding region runs from base 1 to 333 and encodes 110 amino acids.
AUGGACGCGGUGAAUGCUGCGGACGCUGCGGAUACUGCAGGGCCAUCGUCCUACCUGGCCUUGUACGUCCCUGCGCGCGCUCGUGCUUUAAGGUGUUCGUGUCUUGCCUGCGCGCGGCGAGGGGAGCAGUUACAUUUACGGUACAUUCCACUGACAGUGUUGACAAAUACUUUCGAAAUCCGUACUCCGUGUACACGCAACAAUGAAAGCCAUCACAAUCACAAGAUUGGGCCUCUCACACCGGAACCAUCCACGGGAUCCUUCUGGAUCCUCCACGGUUCGGGGCCUGUCACUCCAGGCCCGAUCGCGUGGGAAGGGAUCGACAGUGCGUAA